AUGUCAUCACAAACAUUCACACAGGCUAGAUCACAAGCAUUAUCAUUAGAAAAACAAACUGAACAAUUAUUAUCGAAAUAUUCCCAAUUUCAAACUCAACAUAAUUUAGAUUCAACACCUGAUGAAGAAUUAAUAAUUCAACAGAUUAAAGAUUUAUUAAAUCGUAGAGAUGAAGUUAUUUCUAAAAUGAAUAGAAUAUCAACUAUGCAAACUAGUAAUUUAAGUACUAGUAAAUUACAACAAUUUACUCGACAUCAAGAAAAAUUAAAUGAUGAUAAAAUUUCAUUUAAUAAUAUAACUAAUAGAAUAAUUGAAGAACGAAAUAAGAAUAAUUUAUUAUUUAAUGUUCAAAAUGAUAUUAAUGUUCAUAAACAAAGAGAAAAUACAAAUAUUAAUGGAAAUGAUUAUAUUUUAGAAGAACUGGAAAGAAUUAAUAAUGUUGGUAAUAUUGCUGAUAGAUUAUUACAAGGUGCUUUUAAUACAAGAGAUGAAUUAUUAAAUCAACGUCAAUAUUUAAAUAAUGCUCAAUCUCAAAUAUUGAGUAGUUUACAAAAUAUACCUGGUUUAAAUGUUUUAAUUAGUAAAAUUAAUUCAAGAAGAAAAAGAGAUACUUUAAUUUUAGCAUUUGUUAUUGCUAUUUGUAUAUUGAUAUUAUUCUUUGUUUAA
Messenger RNA from Candida tropicalis MYA-3404, 666 nucleotides. RefSeq lists its product as uncharacterized. Gene Ontology annotation, cellular component: Golgi medial cisterna; cis-Golgi network; Golgi membrane. Gene Ontology annotation, molecular function: SNAP receptor activity. Lineage: Eukaryota; Fungi; Ascomycota; Pichiomycetes; Serinales; Debaryomycetaceae. The transcript has a single exon. The record is from RefSeq and is a predicted model, not a curated record. Gene Ontology annotation, biological process: vesicle fusion; endoplasmic reticulum to Golgi vesicle-mediated transport. Bases 1 to 666 code for a protein of 221 amino acids.